CGCGGGUGAAAAGACCGACACAAUCUCCGGCUUCUGAGUUCGCUAGUUUCGUCAAUCCAGCAAGAGCUUUCGUUCGGUUUUAUUCACUCUAUUUCGCCAGCCCCAACGUCGGGGGAGAAGCGACUUUCAGCGAGUUCUCUUCAAAUUCUCUCCCAUCGCAUUUUCAUUUCCUAGAGCGCAGUAGAGCAAGUCUCUGAGCUGAUCAUUAUUUAAUUGUUAAUAGUUCUGAAAGAGGCCUGCUUUGAUUGUUUCGGCCUGACUGAAAUGUUGCUUGGUAGACAGAAGCUGUGUGAUGGAUCAUGUUCCCUCGUGAUUUGGUAUGCUUUUGUAGCCAUAUGUUUGUAUUCACCUUUUGCUGCGCCGGCGGUGGCACCUUAUUCCAACUGUUACGCUCUUGAUAACAGCAGCCGCCUUGUUGAUUUUACAGAUUGGAUUGGCCAUGUUAUUACACAUGAAGGGAAGGAUGGUGAUUUGGUUGUGCGAUUUUGUAAAGACGUUGAAUUCCGAUCUCAGAUGGGAUACAUUGAUUUUGGCCGUUUUGGAACUCCUAACUAUUUUGUAGCUGGUUCAGGAUCUAUAGACUUCAUUCAGGGAUUUUACAAUGGAGACCUCACAAAUUGCGAACAUACAUUUGACAAAAUGGGCCGCUCAUCUCAGGUAAACAUUAUUUGUGGAAGCUGCUUAAGUGGAGGAGGGUGUAAAGGUCAGUUUGGUUGCAUUUGCGGCAUAACCUAUGACGAAUCAAAAUGCCGGAUUCUCGUUGAAAUUGCAAUCCCAUGUGCCAGCCGUGAAUCCCGAGUCUUUGAAGGAUUUACUGUUGGUUUUCAUCCCCGGUCAUGGGAAGUAGUUUACAAUGGCUUGACUCAAAUAGGUUUUGAAAAACCUCAUCGUGACUUCAGCUUUGGAACUGACCAGCCACAAGUACCUCUUUAUUUGACUGCAAUUUCUUCUCUUGCCAGUCUCGUCCGUAAACCAUCUUAUAAGGUCUACCCAAAGGAAGGGUUAGAAAUUAGAUUAUCAGGCUCAGCAGCAAGUGGCGUAGCCCCUACAACUUUAUCCCCUACUUUGCUUUUAGUGAAUUGGAGAUGCGAAAGAAUUCGUGAUAGCCCUUAUGAAGUUUACAUCUUAAUCCCUGUUGAGGGUUAUGAUCCAAUUGAAUUCACUCUCACAAAGUUUUGUGACAAUACUCAAGAGAGAGAUGGUGGCUCUUUAAGAGGGUGGGCCACAUUUGGAGUUAUUUCCUGUGUCUUAAUUUUCUUAUCGGUUGUAUCGUGUUGUGGAGGAUUCAUCUACAAGAGUCGCAUAGAACAUCAGCAUGGUCUUUUUGCCUUGCCUGGGAUGACUCUUCUAUCAGCUUGCUUGGAAGCUGUGAGUGGAGCAGGAGCUGAACGUGUGGGAGAUGACUCCUACGGAAAUUCCAUUGCAGCGAGACAAGCUUCAUGGGAGAGAACACAAAGGAACAGUGAAAGAAGAUAUGGUUCCAUGUAGAACGUACAGGGAUAGGCAGUUCUUAGUUAGUGUUUUCAUGGAUCUCACAUUACUGAUAUCAUUGGACUAUGAUUGGCGUAUUUCUUUCUACGGUGGUUGUGAUAUUUUGAUUUGGACUUGGACUAUGAUAUAUUAUAAUGAGCUUCAUUU
Molecule: messenger RNA, 1638 nt
Organism: Phalaenopsis equestris
Lineage: Eukaryota; Viridiplantae; Streptophyta; Magnoliopsida; Asparagales; Orchidaceae
Exons: 19
Coding region: 265-1488 (407 amino acids)
Source: RefSeq, a predicted model, not a curated record